UAAGUGCACAUUAGGGAUAAAAACAAUUCGGUAAUCCUCAUUUCGUUUUUUUAUACUCUUCCUCACCUUUUGCGACAUGCACGAAUUCCUUUGUUCUUACAUAAAAACAUAAAAACACGAAUCUUAAUCUUCUUUCUAGAGUAUCGUGACAGAUAUAAAUUGCAUGACAAGUUCAUAGUUAAUGCACCUCAUGCCUGUUACAUAUUCAAACUUCAUUUCCGCUGAGACAAUUGAUUUCAUUGCGGGUGGGAACAUGUAAGGAAACUAUUCAGAUAUUAUACACUCGCGAUGGACAUGUAGUCUAUAUAAAGCGGAUAUAUUUAGGCAGAUUUUCAUAUAGAGAAUCUUUGUCGUGUAUGGUGAGGUGGUGUAUAAAAGCCUUACUAUAGUUGAACUGAGCUUAAAUUGAUUUUUGGGGGAUUCGAGGAACGAGAUUGUAUUAAAAACAUAGAAGAUUAGAUUAGGAGGUAAUAAAGUGAUAUAACGGUUUAUGGUUUUGACUUCAGCAUCAGUGUUUGUGAUAAUCAACGAUUGUAAAAGAUGAAGAAAUAUUAUUACGAGGAUCUCACAGCGAUGUCUGAACCAGCGAGGGAAAUGUGGAUGUGCGACCAAUGUUCGGAAUUUGGAAAAGAGAUUGAAAAUCUGAUGACAGGCAGAGAGAAAGAAAGUUUUACAGAGGAAAUGUAUCGUAAACUACGCCAGGUAACGAAACGUUGGACAUCCUGGCAUCACAAGACUUUUGGGAAUGUCACCUCAAGACAGUCUGUCGCGGAACUGUUAGCCUGGGAACAAAGUACAACUUUACUCAUCAAUCCUGUCAUUAAGACCAGAACCAUCACUCAGGAAGAAAAUAUCCUCGUGAGAUUCAACGAACUGUGCGAAAAGCUGGAACAACUCCAUCAGAGCUUCACAGACGAUAUUCUUGAACCGAUGUGUGAAUUCUUCUGGCCAUCAUCACAGAAGCUAAAACUCACGAAUGUUGUUGAGAAUCUUAAAACUUUGCUUUCACAAUGGAAGGGAUUACUCGGUCCAGGCACGAUAGAUCAAUCGCUGUUCUCCGAACCUAGCUCGAAACAUCUCCACACUUGCACCUUAAGAGGACGAAGCUACGAUUACGAUUCGGUGAUAAGACUUAUCCCAGAUAUUCUCCAGAAAGCCACACUUGCUCUGACAGUCGUCCGUAAGUGGAGAGUGCUGUAUAAACAGGGUUGUCUUUCGAGGCAGAAAACCUACAGUUUGAUGGGAUCCACACGCUUUAGCACGAAAUCAAAGUCCGCAUCUCAGGAAAAGUUGGGCAUAUUGGAACAGCAAUCGGACGAAGUACAAAACCGUUGCGAUAACUUGAGAAACGAACUUGAAAACUGCCGUGAAAGGUGCCAUGAUUUAGAGAAAGAUUUACACGCUCAUGUUGAACUUUGUGACCGCUUGGAAAUCGAAAUCGAGAAAGCCAAAGAAGCUUGUGAUGUAGGUAAAGAAAGGCUGGAUGGGGCCAAGAAGAACGUUCAGGAAAAUCCUGAGGCAAAUUCUCAACAAUAUCGACAAGUUUUACAACAAGAGCUCAAUGCAGCGAAGAUCAAGUUCUGCACUAAAAGGAUCAAACUAAUCAAUGCUCGUAAGCGCUGUGUCACUAUAUCCGAACAGCUUGAGAAAGCCCGAAAAGAAUACGAGACGCUUAAAAUGGAAGGUGAAAUUUCUCAGAAUAAGUACCUGGUUCUUAGAAGCCAACUGGAGAACUUUCGGAGAAAUAUCAAGAUUCAAGGUGGCAUGGUUGAUAGUCUUCAACAGCAGUGUUACGCCCUGAAGAAAGAGUUGGACAACUCGAAAGCAAGUUGCGAGAAGGUCACUCGGGAGUUGACCGAGGUCAAGUCAAAAUGCGGAGGACUGGAGAAGAGAUUACGUCAUAAGGAAGAGGAAUGUCUUAAGACGAAGAAUGAGUUGAAUGAAGCUUUGAAGAGAGAGGAAAAAUUGAGAGUUGAAAAUACGAAAUUAAUGGAUAUUUGCAAAGCACAGGAAAUGCCUUCAGAUGAAAGCAGUUUAACCACACCCAUUGAAAGAUGAUUGAAAGAUGAUGGAACAUCAGCAGGGAUAAAAUUUGUAUAAACUAUGUUAUCAACUAAAUUUAACGAUGAUAUAUUUAAAAAACAGAUAAAUGUUUUUCAUAAGUAAAGAUGUAAAAAUAUUGAUGAA
This is a messenger RNA of Dendronephthya gigantea, 2187 nucleotides long. Its product is annotated as structural maintenance of chromosomes protein 4-like. The transcript has 5 exons. Bases 541 to 2058 code for a protein of 505 amino acids. Lineage: Eukaryota; Metazoa; Cnidaria; Anthozoa; Malacalcyonacea; Nephtheidae. The record is from RefSeq and is a predicted model, not a curated record.